Pyricularia oryzae 70-15 is the source of this 508-nucleotide messenger RNA. RefSeq lists its product as uncharacterized. Lineage: Eukaryota; Fungi; Ascomycota; Sordariomycetes; Magnaporthales; Pyriculariaceae. The transcript is spliced from 5 exons. The coding region runs from base 1 to 444 and encodes 147 amino acids. The record is from RefSeq and is a predicted model, not a curated record.
AUGUUGCCCACAGUACCCCAUGCUCGGGACAACCAGUCACAGUGCAUCGGGGAUGAAAAAAACUACGUGGUAAGCGAGGAUAGACAAACCCACGGUCACAAGUUGCGUAAAAAUGCUCUCUUGGCAGUACGCGGCCAGUGGUUCCUGGUUCAAGACUUGGUUUCGAUUUGUAGCGAGUGCUCUGUGCGCCUUCCCACCGGGCGAGGGUUUCCGCGGUGCUGCAAGGGCAGGCAUAUCAUACCGUCUCCGCAGGUACCUGACCUCAAAUAUGGUUACAAUUCGAGUGGGCCUACCUUAUUUGCCAGCAAGGUACUGUUCUGUACGAGCAAGAGAAGGUACCAUGAGUCUUUCAGGGUCAUGUCAUACGAGAUGUGCGAGGAGUGGUCCAUCAUGAUAUUGAAGAAGCUGCCGAGCUCCUGCAGUCUGAUGCAUCAGAGACCAUGAGUGACGUGACCAUCGAAACUUGCAAUGCUAACCGGGUUUUACACUAUUUCUAGAAUUAUCUGAU